AUGGUGACGGCAACGGUUAAUCACGAGCAAGAGCUUGCGCUGGCACCAGUCGAGACCAAUGCCACAGAGUACGUCCCGCCCGUACUAUCCAAAUGGCAGCGGCGUCUGAUCAUGUUCUCGCUCUGCUUGACCAUGUUUCUAGGCGCACUCGACAUCACGAUCAUCUCUACCGCGCUUCCUACUAUUGCACGAGAAAUCGGCGCAACUGCUCAACAGUACGCCUGGAUCAGCAGUGCCUUCACCUUGGCAAACACUGCUUCCACCCCCGUCUGGGCCAAAGCAUCAGACAUCUUUGGUCGACGGUGCAUCGUAAUUACAGGCGCAGUGUUUUUCAUGUCAGGAAGCUUGGUUUGCGCUCUGGCCAGAGAUGGCACAAUGCUCAUCGGUGGACGAGUGGUGCAAGGGUUGGGUGCAGGAUGCUCGUUGGUCAUGGUAACCAUCAUCAUUGGCGAUUUGUUCGCCUUGAAGGAUCGCGCAAAGUACUACGGCUUUACGGGUAUCGUCUGGGGUCUGGCGAGUGCAAUAGGCCCGGUUCUUGGUGGUGUGUUUGUCCAGACUAUUGGCUGGAGAUGGUGCUUCUACAUCAAUCUGCCCUUCGAUGGACUUGCAAUCCUCGUCCUCAUAUUCGUGCUCAAGGUCGACAUUGAGCGGGAACCCAUCCUGCACGGCCUGCGCACGCUCGACUGGGCUGGCUUUAUCUUGAUCAUCGGCGGAACGAUCCUCUUCCUGUACGGUCUAGAGCUUGGCGCAACAGAGGCGAAGCUGUGGUCCUCGCCCAUGGUCAUCUGCUUGAUGGUGUUCGGUCUCGCCCUCCUCGUCGCCUUCAUGGUCUGGGAAGCUCGCUUCGCCUCGAAACCCAUCAUUCCCGGGCGCAUCUUUUCCAAGUCGACCAACAUGGCCGCCUUCGUCCUCUCUUGCACUCACGCCUUCGUAUUCAUCUCGUACGACUUCUUCCUCCCGCUAUAUUCGCAGCUCAUUCUCGGCUUGACUCCGUUGAUCUCUGGUAUCACCCUGUUUGCGCUCAUCAUCCCGCUUUCCUGCAUGCCGAUGGCGGGCGCCGUGGUGAUUCGAAAGACAGGCAACUACGUCUAUAUCUGCUAUGUCGGGGCGGUCCUUAUGACGCUAGGAAGCGGGCUGUUUAUCAGCUUCAAACCCGAGCGAGAGUGGGCCAAGAUCAUCGUGUAUCAGGUCAUCACUGGCUUGGGUUCCGGCUUGCUCUUCCAGAGCCCCAUGAUUGCCCUGCAGAAUCACCUGCAUCAGCAGGACAUCGCAGCCGCCAUGUCAGCCUGGAACUUCCUGCGUAACCUUUGCACGUCGAUCUCGGUCGUCAUCGGCUCGGUGCUCAUCCAACACUCCCUACCCAAGGGCAGCAGCCUCACGUCUCUUCACUCGAGCCACACAGAGGGCGACGGACGUCAGAGAGAAGUCAGCGUCUCGAAAGCACAAUACAUGACUGGCUUGCGAAGCAUGUGGAUCUUCUACACCUCCCUCUGCGGACUCAUGAUCAUCGCUUCCCUCUUCAUCAAGCAGAAAUGGCCGUCCAAAAAGUCCGCAGAAGAAGCAAGCAUGGUUAGCACAAAGUCAGACAACAAAGACACGACCGCAGAGAAGGAUGGACAGGAGAAGGAAACUGCAUAA
This is a messenger RNA of Sporisorium graminicola, 1638 nucleotides long. RefSeq lists its product as uncharacterized. The coding region runs from base 1 to 1638 and encodes 545 amino acids. Lineage: Eukaryota; Fungi; Basidiomycota; Ustilaginomycetes; Ustilaginales; Ustilaginaceae. Gene Ontology annotation, biological process: transmembrane transport. The record is from RefSeq and is a predicted model, not a curated record. The transcript has 2 exons. Gene Ontology annotation, molecular function: transmembrane transporter activity.